AUGCUCGCAGCAAAAACUUUAUCAAGACUUAGCAGAAAUGUCAUCCAAGCAGCAAGAUCGAUGUAUAUUCAAGUGCAAGAGACGCCGAAUCCGCUUUCGCUGAAAUUUCUUCCAGGCCAACAGCUUCUACCAGACGCUUCGAAGACGUACGACUUCAGCUCGGCAGCCACGGCAAAGCAGAGUCCAUUGGCGAUAAAACUGCUCCGCGUCGACGGUGUGAAACGUGUCUUUUUCGGCGAAGACUUUAUCACCGUCACGAAAUCCGAUGAAACCGUGGAUUGGGCUCUUCUUCGUCCGGAAAUUUUCUCCACCAUCGCCGAUCAUCUUCAGACCGGAAAGUCAGUGAUCAAUGAAGCAUCGGCAACUGCCGGAGAAGCCGAAGAAGAUGACAACGAGGUGGUGAUGAUGAUCAAAGAGAUUCUGGAGACCCGAAUUCGACCGAUGGUUCAAGAAGACGGCGGUGACAUCACCUAUGUCGGAUUCGAUGAUGGUGUUGUGAAGUUGAAGAUGCAAGGAUCGUGUACAGGAUGUCCAUCGUCAGGAGUGACUCUGAAGAAUGGAAUUGAGAAUAUGCUGACAUUCUACGUGCCAGAAGUCAAAGAAGUGAUCGAAGUGAAGGAUGAAUCAGAUGAUUUGGUGGAGAAGGAAUUGAAGAAAUUCGAGCAAUCGAGAGGAAUCAAAGAUUGA
Molecule: messenger RNA, 687 nt
Organism: Caenorhabditis briggsae
Lineage: Eukaryota; Metazoa; Nematoda; Chromadorea; Rhabditida; Rhabditidae
Gene: Cbr-lpd-8
Product: Protein CBR-LPD-8
Exons: 3
Coding region: 1-687 (228 amino acids)
Biological process (GO): iron-sulfur cluster assembly
Cellular component (GO): mitochondrion
Molecular function (GO): iron-sulfur cluster binding; iron ion binding
Source: RefSeq, a predicted model, not a curated record